Molecule: messenger RNA, 861 nt
Organism: Dothidotthia symphoricarpi CBS 119687
Lineage: Eukaryota; Fungi; Ascomycota; Dothideomycetes; Pleosporales; Dothidotthiaceae
Exons: 3
Coding region: 1-861 (286 amino acids)
Source: RefSeq, a predicted model, not a curated record
AUGGUAAUUUGGAACCCAACUUUCGAUAAGGUGGACUACUCAACUACGUGCAUUGUCACUUUGUUGAACUUGAACCACAUACUCUCAACUUUUUACGGGAUGCCCGCUCUCCCAAGUCACACCCUUCUCAACAGAGCCAACACUAUCCAUCCAUCGCCAUCCUCGUCCGUUCCAGACUCCAAACACAAAGGAACGAAGAUUGCUGCUAGCACUAUUGGCGUUAUAGUGUUUCUGCGCUACAAAAGCGAGGAAGUAGAGAAGAAAAAACGACUCGCAGACCAAGAGGACUCUACCAAACUGCAACCACAACUACAGCCUCGGCUUCCCCCGAUCAAGGAGCACUCAACCAACUCAUUAGAGAAUGUUAUACGGAUCGUGAAAUAUGACUCACAGAACACCUUAGUCCCGUCGCAAGACCCUUCCCUGAAGAGCAGGAAAACAGAUCAAAGCGACCAAAGCUCUGGGGAUGUGAGGACACUGCCGGAGCUCGCGGCACAGAGUGCCCCCCGAACGUUUCUCACUUGCGGACCUAACGAGGGUAUUCCGAUGCAGGACCUCCGCAACAGUCAACAAAAGCUAGAUGCUAACGGCUCUGUCACUUCUAUCAAAGCCACGUCUCCGAUGCAGUCGACUGUUUCGCCGGCUGAAAUUGACAAUGCUCUCCAUGCAUAUGUUGAGGACAAAGUCAAGCAUGACUUGACCUUUGUCAUUGGUGAUGGCGAUGAGGACGAAGAUGAGUCGUUUCGCUUAUUGAAUAGUAUUGGCGCGGUGAACCCCUUCCUAUACACAUUUUCCUACCGAGCCAACAACAUCUCUCUGCCAGGCAUCCAAGUCUGGUAUUUUGUGAGCGCUUCUGACUAA